Colletotrichum chrysophilum is the source of this 441-nucleotide messenger RNA. RefSeq lists its product as uncharacterized. The transcript has 2 exons. Lineage: Eukaryota; Fungi; Ascomycota; Sordariomycetes; Glomerellales; Glomerellaceae. The coding region runs from base 1 to 441 and encodes 146 amino acids. The record is from RefSeq and is a predicted model, not a curated record.
AUGAUUCAACAAUGCCGAGCCAGGCUUGUCGCCGCGGCCGAGGAGAUUCUCAAUAUUCUGAGGAUGAUGCCAGAUGUCAACGACAUGUUGAAGAACCCAAUGCUGACCUUUUCCAUGUACAUGGCGUCAUUGGUAUUUCUUGAUCAACCGACGUCGACAGAGCCAGACUACCAGCGGCAGGAGAAUCUUGACUUCACACUUCGACUCAUGAUUCUAGCCGCAAAGACGUGGGGCAAUCCAGUGACGAGGUCCAUGGCCAUUCAGUUAGCCGUAGACAUGAGGCAAAGACGCCUUAAUUCAGCAGCAGUGGAGAAGGCUAGCGAGCUGCCCCUGGAGAGAAGCACGGUACCCAUCCUUGCCAAAGGCGACAAUGACUCGUCUAACUUUCUGUUCCAACUCAACAACUUUGAGAACUCCCCGGAACCUACUGCGGACACUUGA